Molecule: messenger RNA, 3179 nt
Organism: Pieris rapae (cabbage white)
Lineage: Eukaryota; Metazoa; Arthropoda; Insecta; Lepidoptera; Pieridae
Gene: raf
Product: raf homolog serine/threonine-protein kinase Raf
Exons: 11
Coding region: 87-2279 (730 amino acids)
Biological process (GO): signal transduction; protein phosphorylation
Molecular function (GO): ATP binding; protein kinase activity
Source: RefSeq, a predicted model, not a curated record
AUUUUUUGACAUAUCAGAAAUGGCAACAAACAACGUCUAAUCAGCGCGAGUGUGCGCGGAGAAAAUUGAGCAAAAAAUAAAAAGAAAUGGCAGUUACUAGAGAGAAAGAAAAUUGUACAAGAAAAAUUAAUGGAAAUAUACCUGCAUUGUCCCUUAACAGUGAUAACAUGUCGACGUCCACAGAUAGUGAUGAUAUAGCCGACCCAACGUAUGAAAUUAGGAACAUACAAAGUAUUAUAAACGUGACCCGUGAAAACAUCGAUGCUCUUAACGCGAAAUUCGCUGGUUUACAGCAUCCACCGUCUUUAUACCUUACUGAAUAUCAAGAACUAACGGCGAAGUUGCAUAAUUUAGAGCUUAGGGAACGAACUUUAAGGGAGUUGUUGCAAUCUGAGUCGCCGGACAGAAGUGAGGAGUAUUCGUGGCAGGAUGAAAACAAGAAGUUCGAUACGCUUACAAGGCAGCCGAAGGUGUUUCUGCGAGCGCAUCUUCCAAACCAGCAGCGCACCAGCGUGCAAGUGAAAGAGGGUGUAAGCUUACGUGAAGCGCUAUCGAAGGCGCUCAAACUCAGGAACUUGACGUGUGAAAUUUGUGAAGUGGUGAGGACAGGGAAUGAUGAAGUGAUACCGUGGGAUAUUGAUAUAACUAUGAUAGAAGCUGAAGAGGUGACAGUAAGAACACUAGACAAGCUGCCCAUAAUGUCCCACAUGUCCCAUCAAUACACCCGCAAGACUUUUUUUACCCUUGCAUUCUGUGAGUGUUGCCGCAGACUGCUCUUUAAUGGCUUCUACUGCUCACAGUGCAACUUUAAGUUCCAUCAGCGAUGUGCUGACAAAGUGCCUAGUAUCUGUCAUCAGGUUCGCAUGCCUGAUACCUAUUAUGCUGCUCUCCUUGCUAAGAAUCCGGAGACGCAGGCUGGAAUACUGUAUCUUCCCUCUCAAUUUAGCUAUAAUCAAAAUAAGCAACAGCACCCUCGUUCUCUAAACCAACAAGACCGUUCCAACUCUGCACCCAAUGUCUGCAUCAAUAUGGUGCAGCGACCUCUCACACUGGCAGAGCAUCAAAGAAAACAUAAUCAGAGCAACAACUCUCCACAAUCAUCAAAUUAUCUUACAUCAGGAAGACACUAUAAAGACGACAAGGAAAGAGACCAGCAACACAGUCAAAGUACACAGGCAUCUCCAACCGGUACGCUCCGUCCACGACGCGCGCGCGCACGUUCCGCGGAUGAAUCGUGGAAACAUGCACUGUCGCCACGAGAAAGUUAUGACGACUGGGUUAUACACGCCGAUGAGAUACUUAUCGGCGCACGGAUAGGUUCUGGAAGUUUUGGGACUGUAUAUAAAGCUCAUUGGCACGGUCCUGUGGCUGUGAAGACACUCAAUGUCAAAACACCAACACCUGCUCAGCUGCAAGCAUUUAAAAACGAAGUGGCGGUUCUAAGGAAAACGCGGCACUGCAAUAUUCUACUAUUCAUGGGGUGCGUUUCUAAGCCAUCACUAGCUAUCGUAACGCAGUGGUGCGAAGGCUCGUCCUUAUACCAACAUUUGCAUGUGCUGGAAACGGCUUUGCACAUGCUUUAUCUCAUCGACGUAGCUCGGCAGACAGCCCAAGGAAUGGACUAUCUACAUGCGAAAAAUAUUAUACAUAGGGACCUCAAGUCAAACAACAUAUUCUUGCGCGACGACUGGUCUGUUAAAAUCGGGGACUUUGGUCUGGCGACGGCGAAAGUUCGGUGGUCUGAAUGGGGGGCGGCGGGUGGUGUUCAAUGGCAGCAGCCCACGGGCUCCAUACUUUGGAUGGCUCCAGAGGUCAUUCGCAUGGAGGAGCCGGCGCCUUACACUUUCCGUUCUGAUGUCUACUCCUAUGGCAUCGUGUUGUUCGAGCUGAUGGCUACAGAGCUACCCUACUCGAAUCUCAAUAACAAAGAUCAGAUCCUGUGGAUGGUUGGCCGUGGCCUCCUAAAGCCGGACAGCCGUAAGCUUCGAGGUGACGCACCCCAAGCCCUCAAACGUCUAUUCGAAGACUGCAUCAAGUUCGACCGGCAGCAGAGGCCUCAGUUCCGUCAAAUUUUGGCAGCCCUAGAGUCGAUGCUUCGGGCAAUGCCUAAAAUCACUCGAAGCGCCUCGGAACCCAGCCUUAGUCGGCAAUUGCACGCCUCCGACGACUACCUCACAUACACCUGUGCUUCGCCGAAGACCCCUGUCAACUUCCACUUUAAUACAGAUACCAAUUUCCCGGCCUUCUAUGGUAUACCAGUGCCAAACCAGCGGCACUAGGAGUGGGCGACGGGCGGGCGGCAGCCGCUGAUCUCACACACCUGCGGCCGCAUUGCCCAUACAUACAUGCAGUACUAUUAUUUACUUAAAUGCACCUUUUUCUUUUCUUCGAGGUAAUUUUCGGUGAGGUAAUCUGUGCCUUGAAUCAGUCAAAAUUCAAAAUUAUGAAUGUUUCAAAUUUUUUGGUUAUCAGGAUACUCUCGCAUAGUGUCCUUUCUGUUAGAAUGCUAUUUAAAUAGUACUAAUUUUUAAACCACCUAAAAAGUCUUAAAUUAAAUUAUAUUUGAAAAAAAUUACAUUAGUGAUAACUUUUUCGAGAUAAAAUUAUCUUUUAUACCAAGAUUAUUGGCAACAUUCUGACCAGAGACUAAAAAGCCCUCUGGAGGAAUGUGCCUUAAUACUGAAUUAGUCUGUGUAAAGAUAGCCCUCUCUUCAAACUUUUUAACACUAGAAAAUAAAAAUAUUUCAAGGUCCGAAGCGUGAUUGUAAUUAAUUGUUGAUUAUAUGUAAAUAAAUCUUAAUUUAUGCCUAUAUUAAUUAGUCCUGUAUAAAAUUAGAUAUAGACAUUUAAAGUAAUAUUGCUAGAUAUUUGAUGAUUUCUCAAGACUCAUAUAAUCUUUUUAAAAAUUAUUGUUUAUAUUUUAAUAAGAAAAUAGUUAAGUAAAAGUCCAAAGGGUUUACUCUGUCAAAAAAUAUGUUCACACCUACAUACAACACACGAAUUUUAUUAGUUCAUAGCAAUUUGAAAACAGUACUGUUGUACAGAAUUGCAUAAUAUUAAAAAGUAUUAUUUAUGUAAAAUGUAAAUAUUGUCAAAGUUAGAUCCUAUUAAUAAGAACUUGUGUAUACAGUAUAAUGCAUAAUUGUCGUUUUAAGAAUCACAAUAAAUUAUUGUUUCAA